Molecule: messenger RNA, 978 nt
Organism: Lathyrus oleraceus (garden pea)
Lineage: Eukaryota; Viridiplantae; Streptophyta; Magnoliopsida; Fabales; Fabaceae
Exons: 4
Coding region: 1-978 (325 amino acids)
Source: RefSeq, a predicted model, not a curated record
AUGAGUCCAUCAACUCCAGAUUUUCCAAAGUUCAUGCCACUAGAGCCGAAGCCGUCAUCCAUGGCAUCAGGACCAGACAGGAGAGGACAGUGGAGGCCAUUAGUAGCAUAUCGUCCAGGAACACAAUUUCACAACAGGAUAAUUAGUAGAUCAUCGACGGACACAAAAGACAUUGUGAGAAAUUUCAGUGUGCCCAUUGAAAAUGAUAAUCUUAAUAGUGUGCCCAUUGAAAAUGAUAAUCUUGAUAGUGUGCCAAUUGUUGAUGAAGUUAAUAAUGAUGAUGAUGCCGAUGAUGAUGAUGAUGAUAAUGUUGAUUAUGAUAUAUUUGAUCCAAGAAAUUGGGAUCAUCUUCAACCUAAACUGAUUGAUUUAUUGGUUGUGAAAGGUCCUAAAAGAGAUAAUUCUAUUCUGAAGUGUCCUAGAGAUAGUUUGAAUAGACAUUUUACGGCUAAUUUGGGACAAUUAGCAAAUGAGGGUUAUAGUGAUUGGGUACAUGUUGGUGAAGGAAUUAAAGAGCACGAGUUAGGCAUGGAACAUGUUAAAAAUAUGACUACUUGGUAUGAGUAUCGCAAAAGGCUACAAAAAUUUCAAACUAUUGAUAAAACAACUCAAAGAUUAAUUGAGAAAGAAAAGGAUUACUGGAAAAAUGUUUUAAAAAGAGUUAUUUCAAUAGUGAAAUUUCUUGCUAAACAUAAUUUAGCCUUUUGUGGUUCUAAGGAGAAAUUGUACGAAGAUAGCAAUGGAAACUUUUUGGGUUUGAUUGAAAUGUUAGCUGAAUUUGACCCAAUCAUCCAAGAACAUGUUAGACGUGUUACAACUCAAAAAGUUCAUAUUCAUUAUCUUGGGCAUAAUAUACAGAAUGAGUUGAUUUCAUUGCUUGGUUCUGCGAUUACAAUUGAAAUCAUUAGAAAAAUCAAACAGACAAAGUAUUUUUCAGUGAUACUUGAUUAUACUCCUGAUGUUAGUCACCAAGAGUAG